This is a messenger RNA of Sphaerodactylus townsendi, 4062 nucleotides long. RefSeq names its product family with sequence similarity 102 member B (gene EEIG2). The coding region runs from base 361 to 1434 and encodes 357 amino acids. Lineage: Eukaryota; Metazoa; Chordata; Lepidosauria; Squamata; Sphaerodactylidae. The record is from RefSeq and is a predicted model, not a curated record. The transcript is spliced from 11 exons.
AGCCGGUGAAGCGACAAGCAUGACUGACGGCCAGAGGCAGGAGAGGAACUCCCUCGGCAAUUCCUCCCUCCCUUUGGGGAGACGUGGAGGAGGCGGGCUGGUUUGAACGGCAGGCGGCGGCCGCUGCGAAAACAAGCAGUCGGGCGGGCGCAGUAAGACGAGGGUCGGACCGCCAGCGCCGCCUGCCCGAGGUGAAGACUCUCGAGCAGGCGGGCAGUUUUCCCCGCCCGUCUUCAGCUUCUUGCACUCUUAACUCGUUCCCAACGGCGGCUGCGGGAAUGGAGGAGCCCACAGGAGGUUAGCACGAGCCGCCGGCGCUGCCCGCGGGCUUCCCCCGUCUUGCUCGUUUCCUUCCUUCCCAUGGCCUUCAUGAUGAUGAAGAAAAAGAAAUUCAAAUUCCGCGUGGAGCUGGAACUGGACGAGCUGUCCUCGGUGCCCUUCGUCAACGGGAUCCUCUUCUGCAAGGUGCGGCUGCUGGACGGCGGCAGCUUCAGCGGGGAGUCCUCCCGGGAAGUAGUACAAGCAAACUGUGUUCACUGGAAGAAGAGAUUUCUAUUCAUGUGCAAAAUGAGUGCAAGUGCCACUUCAGGGAUUCUGGAUCCCUGCAUCUGCAGAGUGUCUGUACGGAAGGAACUAAAAGGCGGGAAGGCUUAUGCAAAGCUGGGUUUUGCAGACCUCAACCUGGCAGAGUUUGCCGGAUCAGGAAAUACCACUCGUCGCUGUUUACUGGAAGGUUAUGAUACCAAAAAUACAAGGCAGGAUAAUUCAAUUCUCAAAAUAUUGAUCAGCAUGCAGCUAAUGUCUGGAGACCCAUGUUUUAAAACGCCUCCAUCCACAGCCAUGUCUAUAUCAGUUGCUGGAGAACCAGAAUCCCUACAAGAAGACAGGAAAGGGGGAGAGAACGUAAAAGCAUCACAUCUGAAUUUAUCAGAAUUUGGAACAAAAAGCACUUCUGUCCCUGAUGAGCUUGGAGCAUGUGGACAUUCUAGGACAUCCAGCUAUGCAAGCCAGCAGUCAAAAGUGUCAGGUUAUAGCACUUGCCAUUCUAGAUCAUCCAGCAUAUCUGAUCUCUGCCAUAAGAGAAAUACCUCUGCAGGAAGUACAUCAACGGGUAUAGGAAGUAUUCUAGAACCAUGUGAGGAGAUUGAGUCCAAAAAAAAUGAGGAAGAUGCAGCCUCAGAAAAAUUGAACAGACAUCCAAUAAAACAGGAUUCUGUAGAGUCGCAGCUGAAGAGGGUUGAUGCUACCAGAGUUGAUGCAGAUGAUGUUGUUGAAAAAAUACUGCAGAGUCAAGAUUUCAGUUUGGACUCAAGCGCAGAAGAGGAAGGGCUAAGACUCUUUGUGGGUCCUGGAGGAAGUACUGCCUUUGGAAGCCAUCACUUACCUAAUAGGGUGGGAUCUGGAGCAUAUGAACAAGUAGUGAUUAAACGUUAGAAGAACUGGACUAAAAUUACACAGUAAUUCUUGGAGUUGCAAAAUUUGCUGAAUUCCUAAUACUGUCCUAGAUGUGCUCCUCUGAAGUGCCGGUUUGUAGUGACCUGGAUUGUCAGUUUGAGUUUGUCAUAUGGAAAAUGCCCUCUUCUGUAUCUGCAGUGGCAGUUUUAAUCUUCUUCAGAUACUUUGUGACCCAGCAUGAGGAUUACUGAUGUUGGUGGAUUUAUUGCAUUGUUCUAUAAGUGUUAAAUCAAAGUUCCCUUUUUGAAAAACAUGGCAAAUGGUAUCUAAUUGAACAUAGUAUGUUGCAAUUACUUGUUUUGUAUGGAAAUGCAUUCAACAACAUGCUCUGUUUGCUACUUGGCUCCUACAUCAUCUAUUUCAGCCUUUUUUUUCUUAGCAAUAAUUUUACCUUUCUUAGUAUUGGCUGAUGAUGUCUGUCAGAACAGAAAUAAUAUAAAAUGGGAACUGCUCCGUUCAAAAAAACCCUGCACCCAGCAAACCUUUUAGGAAAUAAGAUUACAAAUGAGAAUAACUUUAAGACCAAAUUGCAUGGGAGACAGACUAGUCUAUGGUUUUAAAAUAAGAUAUAUGCAUGCACUGAUUGCUGGUUUCAGUAAAGCAUUCAGUGCCAAUGAGGAGACUUUGUGCCCCAAAAUUAUUUUUUUGAAUUUGUAAGCUUACACUGACAGAUACUUGGCCCGAACCAUACGACAUCUUUAAAAGUUCAUUAAGAACAUUGAUCUCAUGAGAUACUUGUAGUGAGCAUAUGGGAGUAUGUAGUAGUAUGAAGUUUAGCUCACAGAGUAUUAAGAACUGUUUAACAAUUGAAAGAGUGCCUUGUUCCUGAGGGAGGGCAAAAAGGACAGAGUACUGAACUAUCUUUUUAUGAAGAUUUAGGAACUACAAGCGAAUGGCUAACUAAAAACUACUUCCACUUGUCAAGUAAAGCACUUUAUGCAGCAAUUUUCUUCAUCCAGUUUGCAAAUCGAAACUGUCCAUUGGUUAGAGGAUUGCUGACUUGAGCCCAGUAUAAAUGAGGUACAGCCACAGCCAUAUAAGUUUCUUGUGAAGUUUCUCCUUACACUUUCCAUCACAUUUCAAAGGUGCUUGCUUUGUUUAGGGCUGUACAUGUGCACUGAUGUUUAUCACAGCCUUCAAUGCUUGCUGUACAUUUACAGGCCAGCACAUGGAGCAAGUCCCCUCUGAAAUGGGUGGGAAAGCUUUGCUGCUUACUGUUGGGUCACACUGAAAAAGGAGUUCAUUUAGGUCUCGUUUUACUGAGCUGUUCUUAAGCAGCCUUAGAUUUCAGUGGAACGUUUGCUGUGAAAGCUCCUGGUGGAUUUGUGACCAGUAUGUAAAGAUUUGCACAAAUGAAAUAGUGCAGUGUAUUUCUGCAUCUAUUUAGAAUUUAGAUUUUUUUUCUCCCAACAAAUUUAUUUCCUGACAGCUUUAGCACUGCAUAUUAUUUUUGUGAAGGGAUUGGCAAGGCAAAAGACUGUCAAAUCAGUUAUCAACUGUUAAUAAUUUGCCUUUGAUGUCAUAUCAGUUGGUUAUUGAAAUCAAUCAAUAUGUUUCAAGUUUGGGUUAUAGAACUUAAACUGUGUAUAUUUUUACUUACAGUGGAUACGGAACAUCUGAUGUUUUUACUGAUUUUCUAAAAUCAGUCAAUGUUCUAUUUUUUUUGAAGAUAUAAUGGAAGUAUUAAGUUAAAUAAAGAAAAAUGUUUUAUGUUUGUGACAUAAAUGUUUUAUAACUGUAGUGCAUAUUGAUAAGCUCAUUUUAUUUAAAUCAUACUUGUUAACUAUAAAAUCAGAAGCAUUUAUUAAUUAUGGUACCCACUAAUAACAUACAGCUUUCUGUGUUUUAUUAAGUUUGAAAUGUUCUGAGUUUCAGUAGAAAAUAUUUCAUUUUUUAGAUUCUGUUAAAAUAACGUUGGAGGAAUGCACAAUUUUGAAAUGUAAAUUGUUCUGGGAAAAAUUGAGCUUGCCAUCAGUGUGUUUAACUUUUUUAAAAAAAUCAGUAAGGCUAGUGUUUGAAUUUAUUGAGCAAUGCUGGUUUUUGAAAAGUCAAUACUAGAUAACUGAUUUAAGGAGACAAGUUGACAUGAGUGGGGAAAACCGUAAACUGAUUUAAGGUCACUUUACUUGAUAUAAGGAAUUGUCAUGUUACUGUAGAAGCAAAGAGUCUGUAAUCUGCAGGGUUUUAUUACAGUCAGCUAGAUGUUCUGUUAUUUAUGGAUUGUGCAUUCAAAUGCAAUGUUGGUCAUUUCCUGUGACAAUCCACACACAGCCAGAUAUUCGAGCUUGUAGGAAGACAACUGCUGUUUUGUACACAUCACGUAGUUAUUAAAUUUUUAUAAAGUCCACAUUGAAGUUCAAAUAGCUAGUGAAAUGUUUGAAUAGUUAUCAUGCACUUCUGUCAACUGAACUAUUUUCAUGAAGUGAUUCCAUUUGUGUUUCUCUACGACAUGGAAAAUGACCUUCAUAUAUGUAUAUGGCAUUUCUUUUAUGUAAACUGUACAGGAAUAUGCAAAACUGCUAAUCCUUUAAGUUCAUUUUUUUACCAUAGUAUCCCUGAUAUAAAAGAAAUGGUCUUUAAAAUUCAAUAAAAAGGUUUAACCUGCUA